Molecule: messenger RNA, 5218 nt
Organism: Pseudophryne corroboree (corroboree frog)
Lineage: Eukaryota; Metazoa; Chordata; Amphibia; Anura; Myobatrachidae
Gene: MYOC
Product: myocilin
Exons: 4
Coding region: 166-1695 (509 amino acids)
Biological process (GO): signal transduction; osteoblast differentiation
Cellular component (GO): Golgi apparatus
Source: RefSeq, a predicted model, not a curated record
AAGCCCAAUACAGAACUUCUUGGAUUAGGUUAGUGUAGGUAACAGCAGCUUGUCUUCAUUGUGCUAGUUGUCUCUGCUCAUUCAGAGACUUUCAUCACAGGUACUUUUGCUGGUCACUUUUUAAAACCACUUAUACAGCACCAACAUACUCCACAGCGCUGCACCAUGGGGUCGCUUACCCUUCACGUUAUGAUGUCACUUACGUUUUGCAUGGUGCUAGGAAGUCCCCAACUUCGAAGAGCCAAUGACCGCCAAGGACAAUGUUCCUAUACCUUCACAGUUCCCAGUCCAAAGGAAGGCAGCUGCACAGAACCUGGAGAAGCAAUGACUUCUAUAAGGGAACUGCAACGUGAAAAAGCUGCCCGUGGCCAAGAGAUGGAUACAUUAAAAAUUAGACUGAGUUUGUUAGAGAAGGUGGUGAACAGGUUCUUAGGCGGGGAAGGAGCAGGACAAGGAACUUCUUCACCCCAAGCCUGGACAGAUUCUCAGAAGGAGUUGGAGAAGCUUAGAUUGGAGAAGGAUGAAUGGGAAGGUCAGCGUGGCAGUCUGGAGAUGGCUUAUUCUGACCUACUGAAGGAGAAAUCUUCUUUGGAAGAGGACAAGCAAAGGUUAAACGAGAGACUAGAACAGGUGCAGCAAACACAAUGCCCCCAAGUUGCUGAGGUAUCAAGGGGUAGGGAUCAGCAGUUAUCACCAAGGCAAGCAUCAUCAGCCCAUGGCAGUCAUGGAAGUGGAAUCAGAACAUCCUCGGUAUCAGCAAAAGAUGGAGCAAGAGAUUCUUCUCGAUGGGAAGCAGAUGGGGUGGGAUACCAGGAGCUGAAAUCAGAGCUGACAGCACUUCCAGCUUCCAGAAUGAUUCCAGAGAGUCAUUCCACACUCCAAAGUUCAGAGAACAUGGGGACAGCUGGAACUUGUGGUGAAGUUACAUGGGUUGGAGAACCUACUACUUACCGAAAGGCAGAUAACAUUGCUGGUAAAUAUGGAGUUUGGAUGAGGGACCCCGAACCAGUAUCUCCAUUUUCUCGUGAAACCAUUUGGAGAAUUAAUACUGUAGGAGCAGAUAUAAGGCAGGUUUUUGAGUAUGAGAUUAUUGACCAGUUAGUUCAAGGUUAUCCAGCCAAAGUUUAUGUUGUUCCUCGUUCCAUGGAAAGCACCGGGGCUGUAGUCUACAAGGGAUCUCUAUACUAUAUUCGUAGAAAAUCUAGAAUACUAGUGAAGUAUGACUUUAAGACAGAGACCAUUGCAAUUCAGAAGGAGCUUCCCAAUGCUGGGUAUCAUGGUCAAUACCCUUACUCUUGGGGAGGCUACACCGAUAUUGACCUAGCUGUGGAUGAGAUGGGUUUGUGGGUGAUCUAUAGUACAGAACAGGCUAAAGGGUCUAUAGUCAUAUCCCAAUUAGAUCUAAAAACCUUAGAAGUAAAGCAGAGCUGGGACACUACCAUUCGCAAACAAUCAGUAGCUAAUGCAUUCAUGAUCUGUGGCACACUGUAUACUGUGGGAAGCUACUCUUCCCCAAGCACCACUAUCAACUUUUCUUAUGAUACUCGGACAGGUGUCCAGAAGCAAAUUGGCAUCCCGUUCCAGAAUCGCUACGGCUAUAACAGUAUGGUGGAUUACAACCCUACUGAAAAGAGACUCUAUGGUUGGGACAAUUAUAACAUGGUGACCUAUGAUGUAAGGCUUUCCAAAAUGUGAGGUGACAGAGAAGCAGAGUAGUAUAUGUGAAAAGGGCAGGGCGGGAUGACUUCCAGAUCGUAUGGGGUACAUUAGAAAGGAGGGGUCAGCUUUGCCAAACUUAGGAAGCCAAAAACUAAGAGGAACUACCUCUCAUGCACUGUCUCCAAAUAUUAUCCGGGCUUCAGCCACUGGAAACGUUGUCUCAUACUGUGAUAUACCAUUUACUCCCUGCAAUACAGGGGAGCAACAGAUGCUUCGCAGAAUUAUUUGGCAUUCAGAGUUACUAGUAGAAUGCAUAAUAGGAAACCAUAUAGGACAUGCAUUUCAUGUAUGUAUUUAUAUGUAUACAAUAAUAUAUAUAUAUAUAUCAUUUAAUUGUUCCAAGCGUGAUAAGUUUGACAGAAAAAUAGCCCAAAAAUUUGCUAGCCUAUUAUGAAAAAUGUAUACUUUUCUUAGUCAGAACAGACUAUUGUAGGUACAAUAAGUCAUUGAAGUGCUCUGUUGACCGAACAUUAACUUUGCUUAGUAAUUAGUGCAAAGUAAAUAAAAACGAAGUGUAAUGAUUUUUAAUGAAAAUCACACAGAAAUAACAGAGACAGAAUUGUAUUGGGAAGGAAAAGCUGCAAACAAACACCAGACCGACCUGUGAUUUCGUUGGAUAGCAAUUUGGCUACAUGAAGCAAAUUGUAUUAUUUUAAAAAUUAGGUCAGUGCUGCUAUUUAUAUUGUACAUACAGACAGGCGGAACACAAGGGCACGGUUACAUUACAUCUUCUUUCCUGAACUGUUGCUGGUUUCUCCUACAGUAUUGUCAGAAUCUGGUUACCUUCAAACAAAUGUUGAAGCAUGCUGCAACAGCUCUGUCUGUGUUAUUUUAUCUCAGUGGCAGUACUUUGCAAUAGAGGCCUUGUGAAACUGGCUUCUGUUCUCGUGCCAUUUACUCAAAAUAAAGAUUUUAUAUAUAUAUAUAUAUAUAUAUAUAUAUAUACAUACAUUGUUUUAUAUCUUUACUGCUUAAAUAUGUCAACAUGGCAGUGCUUCAUUAUAGACAGAAAGUCCAACAAUAUGUAGAGCAAAGAGUAUGGGUACUCACCAAUACAGUGCAAAAAUGGCAACAGAUACUUUAUUGUUACCCAUAAAUCCAAAUAGUAAAUGGUCAUAGUCAACGAUUUGAUCUUUACGGAUUUUUGCCAAGACAACAGAUCUUAGUUAGUAGACGAUCAUCCACAAAGAAUCAGUGUUCUGAAUUAUAUAUAUAUAUACAUAUAUAUAUAUAUAUAUAUAUAUGUGUGUGUAUAUAUAUAUAUAUAUAUAUAUAUAUGUGUGUGUAUAUAUAUAUAUAUAUAUAUAUAUUGCCUCCAGUGCCGUUCCUCUUGGAGUAGUAUAUAUAUAUAUAUAUAUAUAUACACACACACACACACACACAACAUUGGAUAGGCACUCACCCUUCCCUGUAAAUGGAGCCCCGGUGCCUUCUGGAAACUGUUAUACAUACGGCAUUUCCUAGCAUGCAGUGGCACUCAGAGACAGACUCAUGCAGGGCCGGUGCAAGGUUGCUAGGCACCCUAGGCAAAGCUACAGAAUACUGCCCCUGCAUAAAUGUACUAAUGCGGGAUGAGAAUGUGCCAUGAGAGGUGCGAGAUCCAGUGCCGCUGCCGGCAUUUCAACGCCACUGCAACAGCAACUUGCACCCUUCACCUUUAAUUGGAUUCCCCCUUAAAGUAUACAACAUUCUCGGGGGGAGGGGGUACAUUACCUUAAUACUUGCUGUCAAAUCCUAUCUUCACUGCUUUCUUCAGUCAGGUUAGCUCUGCUGGUUACUCACUGAUCUGCCUGAGCUGUCACCUAUAGGAGGAGCCAUAGUGCAGCAGCAUUCCACUAGGUGAUGGACCUCUGCCAUUUAGAUAAAAAGCAGCGCCAGUGACCGGAAUAAUGGGGCCAAGUAUACUGUUGUCUCCGAGGUCCCCUAUCUCAACCCAGCACUCCCACCCAUGCACGCCUUCCCCAGAGCACCUAUAGAUGAUGUGCUGAUGUGUGGCAGCUGGCAAUCAUCUGGCAGUGCAGCGGUGGUUGCUCAGCUACUUCUAGGCGGCCGCAGCAGGAUCCCAAGAGGCAGGGACAGAGAAGCGCCAGAGCUGCACGUCAGCAUGCCCUUUAUACUUUAUAUUUGUGUCUAUUUAAUGGUGCAUCAGGUGUCACUGCAGCUGUGGAACACGGUCCUGGCUGCAGUGCUCAGCUUGCUGUGUCUACUCAAUGCUGCCUUCCCUGGUAUCCCAGAGCUACUGGUUCCCAUUAUACAGCCCACAUCCUCUGGACCCGACAUUUCACAGUGCACCAAGCGCCAAUUGGUGCAAUUAAACUUUUUGCCACCGCACUGUAUUGUAACAAUGGUAGCUGGCUAUACUGGUCUCAGCAGUAUGUGGCGACUCAAUUUCUCUCGUUCAGCGCACUGGGGUAAACCUGAUUGUCUGCCUGCAGUGCUGUCGAAUCGCUGCGUUGGGAGGCGGUGGUCCUGGGCCCCUUGCAGGCAGCUCUGCUCUCACACAUAGCACUGCAGUUCAGGGGCUAAGUCCCGGCUGCAGCGGCCUCCUACAAACCGCCCGCUAGUGCAGCUUGCAAGGCGUUAACACAUACAUCACCGCAGCCACCAGAGAUGGUGUGGGGCUGUGGCACAGCGAAAAACAUUUAAAUAAACAUUUUUACACACCUGGCGCUGGUAAUACAUGUUGACACUGGCACCUAGCGACCCCUAAGCAUUUUGGAACUAUCCAAGACUCAGGGUCCCUUGGUACCUUGUUGCCGGGGCUGACAAAGGGGAGGGGUGUGCAGAAUGCAAUAUGGAGAGAAACAUGGAGAGGGGAGGAAAUAGGAAGGAUGGACAAAUGUAUUAUCUGCUGCAUAGGGCUGCUGUCAUGGGUCCCAACUCCUCAGGGAGUGGGGGACCUGCCACUAUUAAUUACAAAACAAAGGGUGCAGCACACAGCAAUCAUUACAAAAUAUAGGUCCCCCAUUGGUGUACAUUGUUGGUAGAGAUAGCGACUGGACCCCUUUCUCCCUGUCUGUGAGGUUUCACUCAUGCUGGGAGUGAGGGAGAGUCUGCAACUACUUGUCAAUAUACAAGUGUCUUUAAAAGUGUUUGAAUACACUUAUAAAGUGGCAAGUACUUUGCAGCCUGUCCCUCACUCCCAGCAUGCGAUCUGCAAACAGGGAGAGAUCAGGUUACUCACUCACUGAAGCAGCCGACCCACCCGAAGGGCAGCAGUAGCUUCUGUCCUGAUAAAAUAUAUACGGUACAGCAGAGCCAGUCUCAUGUCAUGAUUUCCAUCCUGUAGUAGCCUCACCAUGUCUCCGUACAUGUGCUCCCCCCCUCCCCCUUGCACUGCCACUGAGGUCACUUGCCCAGCCUGACCCAUCAACAUUACGCCUCCGGCGGCAGGUACUCUACCCAGGGUGUGUGCAGCAGAGGCGACCCCUUGUGCAGGUGCCUCACAGUGAUUGCCGUGUAUACAUGUUGCGACCAUGAAGGGUGGAAAAGGCGGGGG